Cladophialophora psammophila CBS 110553 is the source of this 1185-nucleotide messenger RNA. Its product is annotated as nucleosome assembly protein 1-like 1. Gene Ontology annotation, molecular function: histone binding; chromatin binding. The transcript is spliced from 4 exons. Gene Ontology annotation, cellular component: nucleus; chromatin. NCBI's taxonomy places the organism in Eukaryota, Fungi, Ascomycota, Eurotiomycetes, Chaetothyriales, Herpotrichiellaceae. Bases 1 to 1185 code for a protein of 394 amino acids. Gene Ontology annotation, biological process: nucleosome assembly. The record is from RefSeq and is a predicted model, not a curated record.
AUGGCUGAAAUACCCAAGGCUCGAAACCUGACCGCCCCUACACCACAGAACACGCCUGCAUCUAAUGCGCCCAUUUCUUCACACGCCACUGCCCCCAACGUGAGCUCCAUCGCUGAAGAGGACCUCGACCGUGUUACCGCUGCGUCGAUAUUUGCAAAGAACCCCGCUCUUGUAUCCAUGAUGCAGCAGAAGCUCGGUUCCCUCGUCGGCCGAUCUUCAGGAUACAUCGAGUCCUUGCCGGCUCCCGUCCGCCGCCGGGUUACUGGUUUAAAGGGAAUCCAGAAGGACCACGCAAAGUUGGAGUCGGAAUUCCAAGAAGAAGUCCUCCAGCUCGAGAAGAAGUACUUCGCCAAAUUCACUCCGCUCUACCAAAAGCGUGCCGCCAUUGUCAACGGCGAGGUGGAGCCUACCGAGGACGAGGUCGAGGCCGGGAAACCCGAGGAUGAGGAAGAGCCCGAAGAUGAUGCAGACAAGGAGGAGAAGACAACCGCAGAGGACAUGAAGGGAAUCCCAGAAUUCUGGCUUUCUGCCAUGAAGAAUCAGAUCUCCCUUGCCGAGCUCAUCACAGACCGAGACGAAGAAGCCCUCCGCUCCUUGACCGACAUUCGUAUGGAAUACCUUGAUCGACCAGGUUUUCGCUUGAUCUUCGAGUUCGGCCCCAAUGAUUUCUUCACCAAUAAGACCAUUUCAAAAACAUACUACUACCGAGAGGAGAGUGGCUAUGGCGGCGACUUCAUCUACGAUCACGCCGAGGGCGACAAUAUCGACUGGAAGGCGGGCAAGGAUCUUACUGUCCGAGUUGAGAGCAAGAAGCAGCGAAACAAGAACACGAAGCAGACCCGAGUCAUCAAAAAGACGGUUCCUACAGAGUCGUUCUUCAACUUUUUCUCACCGCCUGUUGCUCCAACGGAGGACGACGAGGUCGCCUCGGACAUCGAAGAGCGACUCGAACUGGAUUAUCAGCUGGGCGAGGAUAUCAAGGAGAAACUGAUUCCUCGCGCUAUUGACUGGUUCACUGGUGAGGCGUUGGCGUAUGAGGAAUUCGAGGAUGCCGAAGACGCCGAGUUCGAUGACGAAGAGGAUGAAGAUGACGAGGAUGAGGAAGAGGCUGAGUCUGACGAAGACGACGAGGAAGAGGGCGGGAAGCCUCGUUCUCAACAAACCUCAGAAUGUAAGAAUCAGUAA